AAUCCAUUCAUUUUCAAAUCUCUCUCUCUCUCUCUCUCUCUCUCUCUCUCUCUCUCUCUCUGAGUAUUAUAGUGUUGUUCAAUAAAAACUGACCCUUUCACAGGUUCCUGUGACUUUCUCACUUGCCACCUACUUGAAAAAUUCGAAUUCAAUUCCUUUAUUCAAAGCAGAACAAACGCCUCUGAAAUCUCUGACCCGAUAGAUUAGUCACAAAAUAUGCAUGUGGUACGUUGUUGCUUACCACAUCUCGCACCUAUUUCUUAAAUGCUUAUAGGACAGGUAAGAACUAAGAACAAAGUUAAAAAAGAAGAAAAAGCAAAAGAGAGAAAAAACUCCACGACACCCUAUAACUAAUCUAAUAGCCUCUCUCUGAUCUCCUUUCAGUUACUUUUUUCUGCUCCAUCAAAAUCUAUUCAUUAAUUGAGCCUCAUUAUUAUUUAUUAUUUAUAAUAUAAAAUGUAAGCUUGAACUGUUAAUUUAUUCCUAUCCUGAAGUUUCUUGACUACUUUUUUCUGUUCCAGCAAUUUUGUUUUUAUUCAAAGCAGUUUUAUUAUUAAGUAGUAUAUAUAUUUGCUCACCACCACUGGCCACAAACAAUUAGCAUAUCUGUCUACACUACUUGCCAUGCCCUAUAUCUCGCCGUGGAAACGUGGAAAAAGAAAAACUAUUUUCAGCAUUCAACUUCCAGCAAAUAUAUAUAAUUUCAUUACCAGCAUGUGUUACUGAAGGAGAUUUAAGGGAAAAGAGGUUCAGGUUCUGAUCAUUUUGGAAGAUUAGCUUUGGUUUGAAAGAUUGUGCUAAGAUUAUGUCCAUUCAAGCUCAGUGGUAUCCAAAUAAUAAUUCUGCUUCUCCAUUCUGCAACAAUGGUUAUUGCGCUGGUGGGCUUAUUGACUCCCAUAUCAAUUUCCAAGCGAAAAAUCAUUUUCAACAGCAACAACAGCUAUCAGAACAGCAUUUGAGAGAGUUAUAUAAUGGGAGUCAAGGAAUUGUUGAUCCAAAUCUUCAUGUUUAUAAUUCAGAAGCCGUGAAUUCUCCUGUGUUUGCUGUUCAGCUUGAGAAGCAAUGGGAAGAGAUUGAUCAGUACAUGAAAUCCGAGGAUGAGAAAUUGAGAUAUAUGAUAGGAGAGCAUGGGAAACAACAAGUGAUAGCAUUGUUGAAAAAACUGGAAUCUCGUUCACUCAAUGUCUUAAGGGAAAAAGAUGAAGAAAUUGCGCAAGCUAUAAAGAAAAGGGUAGAGUUGGAAGACUAUUUAAGGAAGCUAGAGGCAGAAAAUAUGAAGUGGCAAAAAGUGGCCCAAGAGAAGGAAAUCAUGGCAUUGUCCCUCUAUAAAACAUUGGAGGAAAUGACAGAAAGUGGAAAUUUUUUGAACAACGGGGUGGUGCCAAAUGAUGCAGUGUCCUUUUGUGGCGAAACUGGGGGAAAAGAAGAAGAGAUGGGAGAAGAAGCAACAUCAGAGAAAGAGAAAAAACGUAUAGAAUGUUGUGGUGAGUUUGAACAGAAUACGAGAGGAAGAGGAGUAAUGGUUUGUAAAAGCUGUCAUUCUAGGAGCUCGAGCUUUCUGUUUCUCCCAUGCAGACACCUUUCUUGCUGCAAAGUUUGCAACGCUUUCCUCGAGGCUUGCCCCGUUUGCAGAACACCAAAGAAGGCUACCAUUGAGUUGAGACUUUGAUUUUCUAGUUCUAUAGGCUGAUCAUAUGAGACUACAGGCUUUCAUUUUCUAGGCUGAUUGAUUGAUAUUCCCGGGAAAAAAAUAGUAAAUACUAGUAGAACAGAUCAUAGAGAUUGCUUAGCUGUGAUGGUUGGAUGGAUCUGCUGAGAUAAUACACAUCAAGAUAGAUUUAUGGAAAUUACUCAUUUUCACUGGGUUCAAUGUUUCUAGACUUAACUAUAGUUUUUUUUAUGAAGUUUUCAUUCUAAAUUUCUAAUGCCUGGUUUACUUUUCUUAGGCCCUUUAUGUAUUUAGAUCUAAUUUGUUCUUGAAAAGACAAUCCAGACCAAUACAAGAAAAUUUGCUAAAUACAAUAUGUUUUA
Glycine soja is the source of this 2031-nucleotide messenger RNA. Its product is annotated as probable BOI-related E3 ubiquitin-protein ligase 3. Gene Ontology annotation, molecular function: ubiquitin-protein transferase activity. Lineage: Eukaryota; Viridiplantae; Streptophyta; Magnoliopsida; Fabales; Fabaceae. The coding region runs from base 806 to 1669 and encodes 287 amino acids. The transcript has 2 exons. The record is from RefSeq and is a predicted model, not a curated record.